Cooperia oncophora is the source of this 333-nucleotide messenger RNA. NCBI's taxonomy places the organism in Eukaryota, Metazoa, Nematoda, Chromadorea, Rhabditida, Trichostrongylidae. The record is from the annotation of a GenBank genome assembly.
AUGAACAGAUUGAACUUCUUCAAAGAUCGUUUGUCCGGAGACCGCCUAGUGCCUCCACUUGACGACUGCCCUUUUUCAAGGGCUCGACACUCAUUUCUGAGUAAUCUUUCAGAAACGAUGACGUCAUUCAACUGGAAGCAACACCAGCAUUUCUUGAACACUUUCAAACAGUACAGAACUGAAAUUGAAGGUCUCACCAUACACUUCUUACGUAUCUCGUUGCCAAAAGGAGCCAUCCAAAAAUUUAGUACCUCUCUUGAUGCUUCACGGUUUUCCUGGAAGCUACUGGGAUUUCUACAAGGUAAACUUUACCUUCAAUUAAAUAUGAAUUGA